Insectozyma verbasci is the source of this 1431-nucleotide messenger RNA. The record is from the annotation of a GenBank genome assembly. NCBI's taxonomy places the organism in Eukaryota, Fungi, Ascomycota, Pichiomycetes, Serinales, Debaryomycetaceae.
AUGAAACAUUUAUUCAUAUCAUUAUUAUACUUCAUAAAUUUGAUUAAUGGUGACUCAAACUCAUCAAUUGAUAUAUUUCAUCAACAUUUAAAUAUUUUCAAAAAUGUUAUACCUCAUAAACAUAAAGAAUCAAGACCAUUAAUUGAAUCAACUCAAGAUGGGGUACCGAUUAAUUAUAAUAAAGUGCCUACCGUAGUUUUAAAAACAAUUGAACAAGAAAUAGAAGUAGAAGAACCAGGAAUCAAUUUAAAAUCAGUAGCUGAAGUUGUGGAUCAGAAAUUUAAUAAGAAACCAAGACCAAAGAAUAUGGAAGAAAGUGAUGGUAAAGGUAAUAGAAAAUUUAAUAAGAAGUUACAAUUCAAGAAGGAAAAAGAAGUAGAAGAAACCGAUAAUGGUGAGUUUUCAUUUGAUGCAUUAGAUGAAAUUAAACGAUUGGAAGCUUUGAUUUUAGAUUUAAGAAAGGAAAUGGCUUAUCAACAAGAAAGAUUUGAGAAAGAAUUGAAAGCAAUACAUAAUACCAAACAUUUGUUUCAUAAAUAUGAUGCUGAAGAUGGAAUUAAGGUAGAAGAAGUGGAACAAGACGGAGAAGAAGAAUUAAGUGAUAAUAAAUAUGACAUUGAUGAUGGAGCAAAAACACAAGCAGUGGAACAAGAAGUAGGAGAAGAACAAUCAAGUGAUGAGGAAGUCACCAAUGCACCUUUUCAGGUGGAAGAUGAGAAUUUAAGAGUUGAUAAUGAUCAAGUUAAAGAAGAAGAAAUUUUGGUUGAAGAAAAUACCAGUAUUGAACCAACAAGUAAUGUGUUGAAUAGUGAAGAUAUACAAUUAUAUAAAUCCCCUCCAGAAACAACUAAUGCUCAUUUGGCAAUUGGUAAAAAUAAGGCAAAAGAUAUUUUAAAUUUGAAAAAUCCACCAAAUUCAGUACUUAUGAUCUAUCCACCAUCUCAUAAUAAAUUAAAAGUAUCAGAUUUACAGUAUUCAAAACCAAAGACAUUUAUGUUUGAUUAUACUUUAACAUCAACUGAAUCUACAAGUUAUCAAGUCACUACGAUACCACCUACAAAGAUCGAAAAGUCAAAAUCACCAAUUAAAACACUUGCUUAUGCUACAUCCACAAAGUUUAAACCUUCAACAAGAACAAAAGGGUCAAAAACACCAACUAAUACUACAUCAAAGUCAAAAAGAAAGAGUAAACAAAGAUCAACAAUGACAAAUACAUUUUUAAUGACUAAAUUAUUUGAUAAUGCAGUUAAAACUAGUACAACACAAAGAGAUCAUCAUAAUUUAUUUCACAAUACAAAUAAAAGUAUAAAUUUUGAUGUUUUCAAAGAAUUACAAGCUUUAUUUCAUCGUAAUUCAGCAACAGGGACAUAUCAACACAGUUUACAAACAAUUAUUAUAUCGUUCAUAGUCAUUAUAAUAUAUACUUUUUAA